GCUGACGCCAGGGAGAUCAGAUCAAUCCAGGCAGCUGUGGAGAGGCGAGCUGGGAGGAAAGUGGUGAAAAGAAAAGAAAAGAAAAGAAAAGAAAAGAGGUGCUUGUGACAGAGCGCAGUAACCAGACUGAAAGAACAAAGCUGAUUUAUUCAGAUGGCGGAAUGCUCAUGCAACCUUUCUAACUGAGACAAAAACCUGAACCACACUUAAGUUUUUUUUUGUUUUGUUUUUUUGUUUUUUGUUUUUACAUAUUUUUUAUUUUUGUGGGAAGCUGACUUUUUUUACAAAAAGUUUCUGUUAAAUCAGACGCUGCCCACGGGGGAAAAAAACGAUGAACGUGACCAGCUUGUUCUCCUUCACCAGCCCGGCUGUGAAGCGGCUACUGGGCUGGAAGCAGGGCGACGAGGAGGAGAAAUGGGCGGAGAAGGCGGUGGACGCCCUGGUGAAGAAGCUGAAGAAGAAGAAGGGUGCGAUGGAGGAGCUGGAAAAGGCACUCAGCUGCCCCGGCCAGCCAUCCAACUGCGUCACCAUCCCCCGCUCCCUGGACGGCCGCCUGCAGGUGUCUCACCGCAAGGGGCUACCGCAUGUCAUCUACUGCCGCGUCUGGCGUUGGCCCGACCUGCAGAGCCACCACGAACUGAAACCGCUGGAGUGCUGUGAGUACCCCUUCGGCUCCAAGCAGAAGGAGGUCUGCAUCAACCCCUACCACUACAAGCGGGUAGAGAGUCCUGUGCUUCCUCCGGUCCUGGUUCCCAGACACAGCGAAUUCAACCCUCAACACAGCCUCCUGGCACAGUUUCGCAACCUGGCCCAGAAUGAGCCCCACAUGCCUCACAACGCAACCUACCCUGACUCCUUCCCCCAGGCCAACAGCAACCCUUUUCCCCAUUCACCCAACAGCAGCUACCCCAACUCUCCAGGCAGCGGGAGUGGCAGCACCUUCCCACACUCUCCUGCCAGCUCGGACCCUGGGAGCCCCUUCCAGAUACCUGCUGAAACUCCUCCUCCUGCAUAUAUGCCCCCAGAGGAUCAGAUGACUCAAGAUAGCUCCCAACCUAUGGACACCAACUUGAUGGCACCUCCUCUUCCCCUAGAAAUCAGCAACAGACCAGAUGUUCAGCCAGUGGCCUAUGAGGAGCCAAAACACUGGUGCUCAAUUGUUUAUUAUGAGCUGAAUAACCGUGUGGGAGAGGCGUUCCAUGCCUCCUCCACAAGUGUGUUGGUGGAUGGCUUCACUGAUCCUUCAAACAACAGGAACCGGUUUUGUCUUGGACUCCUGUCCAAUGUUAACCGCAACUCCACCAUUGAGAACACUAGGCGGCAUAUUGGCAAAGGAGUCCAUCUUUACUAUGUUGGGGGUGAAGUGUAUGCAGAGUGCCUUAGUGACAGCAGCAUUUUUGUGCAGAGUCGAAACUGCAACUAUCACCACGGCUUCCACCCUACGACGGUUUGCAAGAUCCCCAGUGGCUGCAGCUUGAAGAUCUUCAACAACCAGGAGUUUGCUGAGCUUUUGGCCCAGUCUGUGAACCACGGCUUUGAAGCCGUCUAUGAGCUUACUAAGAUGUGCACCAUCCGCAUGAGUUUUGUAAAGGGUUGGGGUGCAGAAUAUCAUCGCCAGGAUGUCACUAGCACCCCCUGCUGGAUUGAGAUCCAUCUGCAUGGGCCUCUGCAAUGGCUGGAUAAAGUUCUUACUCAGAUGGGAUCCCCUCACAACCCCAUUUCUUCAGUGUCCUAGACUGUUUCCUUGCCCAUCGCUGUUGGAAACGAGUGUGGAAUUUCAAAGGGGGUUGCAUUUUACUUGAAGGAUGUUUGAAAUGGGCACAUUGCAGAAUGGCACAGGGGUGUGGGAGUCUGGAAGAUACUUGAUUUUUCUGACCAACUGUAAUAAUCAAGACCAUCAUGCGUUUGAGUAUCAAAGCUGGUCUCAUUAAUUUGUUUUAGUUUACAUCAGUAUUCCAUUGUAUACCCAAGCAGUUAUUUUGUCUUGGUGGGUCUGUUACAUGAACAUUAAGGAUUAAAAAAGGUGGAAGGUGACCAAUUGAGAAAAAAAAAAAAAAAAACGGUAAAUAGUUUUUGUAGCAGAAGUUGUCAUUAGCUUGUUUCUGUAUUGUAAUCAUGACAAAAAAAAUUGCUAUGGUUGCAGGUGUGUGUUAUAGGAACUGAAAUAUGCAUUGCACAGAUUUAAAACCUACCAAGAGCCUUUUUUUAAAACUUUAUUAAUACAUUUCAAAAUGCUUCCCAUAGCAGUACUUCAAAAAGGGGGAUGAAAUACAAAAUAAGAUUUAUCAUAGUCUUCGUAAUAACCUUUUCUUGUGUACUGACUUGUAUUCUGCAUUAGAGUAAACAAAAGGCUGCCUUUGGAAGUUUAGUAUGGUUAGAAUAGUCUGCAGGUUUUGCAGGUAGUUUGAUAUGGUAGAAAACUGAAGUAAGCAGAUUAGCACAGUUAUACAUGACCCCUGGUGUGCAUUUUACAGGUAACACGUUUGUUGCUGUGCUAUUGACCUAAAUCUUUUAUUUUUAAUUAUUUUGCAAUUGCUACUUGACUUGAAUUGCAGUAGCUCAGCUGGAGUACUGUUUGUCUUGUUUUUUUUUUUUUUUUAUAUAUAUAUGGACAUGGCUGUUGUACUAAAUUAAUAACAGCCAUGCAAGACCUAGCAGCUAGUAAAAUGUUUUACAGGAGUUUUUUUUUUUUUUUUUUUUUUUUUUUUUUUUUUUUAAAACUGUCGUUUUGUAUUAACUUUUUUGUAUGAUCUUUUCUGCUCCUCUUGUUACGCACUUUUACUAAAUGCUCCCCUUCCUAUUUUUUUUUUGUUUUGUUUUGUUGUGCUGUUGUAUUCCCGGAAGGCAAUUUUAUUCCAUGAAUAUCAAGUCUCUACUGGAAGAUUCAAUAAAACGGUUUCAUUA
This is a messenger RNA of Polyodon spathula (Mississippi paddlefish), 2904 nucleotides long. It is a transcript of the gene smad1, whose product is annotated as SMAD family member 1. Gene Ontology annotation, molecular function: I-SMAD binding; RNA polymerase II cis-regulatory region sequence-specific DNA binding; DNA-binding transcription factor activity, RNA polymerase II-specific. The record is from RefSeq and is a predicted model, not a curated record. The coding region runs from base 332 to 1735 and encodes 467 amino acids. NCBI's taxonomy places the organism in Eukaryota, Metazoa, Chordata, Actinopteri, Acipenseriformes, Polyodontidae. Gene Ontology annotation, biological process: anatomical structure morphogenesis; BMP signaling pathway; cell differentiation. The transcript has 7 exons. Gene Ontology annotation, cellular component: heteromeric SMAD protein complex.